AUGUGUGAACUGAAUACCUCCAAGAAGUAUUGUUAUCCGCAAUUAAGCAAAAAAGGUGUGUCAAGAUGGCAAGGUCUGGAUAAGUGGUUGAACAGUACCUUAUUAGAUAAUAAAUCUUCCGAAUGGGCCAACCGCUUCAGUCCUGAGGUAGAUACAGAAAUAAAGGAUAUGAACGGGCAGGUGAUGUCGUGGGGAGACAUAAUCCACAGAAUAAUGGACCAAAUCAAGAGAAAUAUCGUGGCACAUCAGACCGGGUCUAGGAGGACAAAAUUAUGGACUCCAGCGGAAUGGUAUAAGAUAUUGGCGGAACCCUCAGAGGACACGUUGGAGUGGGAUAAAAAUGAACAGACCAGGAAAGUUCUCAUCGUAAUAGUUUGUCUAAUAACGGGAUUAACCGAUAUCACCAAAAGUUCAGGGGAGAGAUAUCCAGGAAGGGAACAAAUAUGUGCCAAAGUCGAUGAGGGAUUAGCAGUCUAUGAACACCAAUGGAAUAAUUGGGAGGGGGAGCGCGGUCCAAGCACUGGCGUAGAUACCCAGCAAUGUACCCAUGGAAAGGCAUCUGAAGAAUGUGAGGGGGCAAGUCUGGGUUUAAUACUGACAGUAUAUGAGGCCCUAACAGCAGUAUGUUCAAAGUGUGGUCCAUAUCAAAUAAACAAGUGGAUGAAAUCAUCAGGGAGGGUGGAGGGGAGUAGGCCUAGCUUAUAUUGUAAACUGAAAGGAGAUGUAUUGGAAUGUGACAAGACUACAACUUCCCCUCCUGACGUCUCAGCAUUAUGGUUCAGUAGGGAUACAGUAGGCGUUAAAAAUAAGGAUGAAGUCCUUUCGCCGCCAAUGACCAGUCCGCAUUCAACCCCCCCCGGGAGCAGCCAGCCUCCUAUCGUAACCGUGGCGCGUAGCGUACAGAGCGACGAAGUAGAAGCAAUGUCCCCGGGAGCAAUAGGAACCGAAAAGGUCCUUCAGCGUCUCCAGCCUGAGAAAAACAGGGAAAAAGAGGCCGAAGCCUUACAGACCAGUCAGGAAGCGGCAGAAGCAGGAGGGAGCCAAAGCGGAAGCCAGAGGCCCCCUGCGCAACUUAGCGCCAAUGAGAGUCAUGAAAGUGGAACAGGAACCCCCGAACGCCCGCGUCCUAUUGGCCUAGGUUCAGAGCAGGAGGAAGAUUCAGGGGUGUAUAAUGCGCAAAGUAAUGGGAGCAAGGGGAAUUUAAAGGAUACCGCAGUGGCGGAAGACACUAGCCAGGGAUUAAAGAGCAGCGUGGGGAGCAUUGUGGGUGGGAUAUUCGGCGUUUUGAUACUUGGAAUAGCAGCAGGGUAUGGCAUAUUUCGGGUUUGUGGCCCGCAGAGGCAUCGGGACAGGGGAAAAGGGGCCUUCAGAAGGGGAGACAAAAUGAAUUAUGGUGUCGGGAACGGCUCAGGGGGGAACAGGAUCAAUAUUUCAGUCCUUCAUGUUCCGGCCUAG
This is a messenger RNA of Plasmodium inui San Antonio 1, 1455 nucleotides long. RefSeq lists its product as hypothetical. The coding region runs from base 1 to 1455 and encodes 484 amino acids. The transcript has a single exon. The record is from RefSeq and is a predicted model, not a curated record. Lineage: Eukaryota; Apicomplexa; Aconoidasida; Haemosporida; Plasmodiidae.